UUAUAAUAUAUUUUUAUGUUUAGCUCAUAAAAAUGUAAGAGCAAUCUGGACACAUGGUGGUCUUCUGAGUGCGCAGGAAGCUAUUUGGAAAGGCGUACCAAUGAUCGUAAUGCCUUUCUUUGGAGAUCAAAAAUCCAACACAAGAAUAUUAGUAGCUAAAGGCGUUGCCAUAUACUUGGACAUUACAACUUUGUCCACGCAGUCGAUAUUACACGCAGUUGAAGAAAUACUUUAUAAUGAAAGUUAUACGAGAAACAUGAAACGGUUAUCCAGCGAAUUCCGGGAUCGGCCAAUACCGCCAUUAGAUUUAGCUGUUUGGAGUGUUGAAUACACCGUCCGCCAUCCAAAUGGAACUUUAGUAACACCGCUGAGAUCUCAGAGCUGGAUGGAACGAAAUCUGAUUGAUGUUUACGCAUUUUUAUUUCUUAGUUUCUUCAUAAUAUUGUUAAGUAUAUUCUUUGUAAUAAAACUAUUGAUUAAUCUUUAUUAUAAUUAUGUGUACACUGCAUCUAAUUUACGCAAGAGUAAACAAGCGUAAGUCGCAUUAAAAUGUAUUAACAGGCUUUGCGUGCUGUAUAUAAUGUUAAUGUAAAGAAGUGAAUAUAACAUAAAUAUCGAAA
Messenger RNA from Temnothorax curvispinosus, 620 nucleotides. Its product is annotated as UDP-glucuronosyltransferase 1-9-like. Bases 101 to 538 code for a protein of 145 amino acids. The transcript has 2 exons. Gene Ontology annotation, molecular function: UDP-glycosyltransferase activity. The record is from RefSeq and is a predicted model, not a curated record. Lineage: Eukaryota; Metazoa; Arthropoda; Insecta; Hymenoptera; Formicidae.